Paramisgurnus dabryanus is the source of this 2335-nucleotide messenger RNA. It is a transcript of the gene otx2b, whose product is annotated as orthodenticle homeobox 2b. NCBI's taxonomy places the organism in Eukaryota, Metazoa, Chordata, Actinopteri, Cypriniformes, Cobitidae. Gene Ontology annotation, biological process: regulation of transcription by RNA polymerase II; multicellular organism development. Gene Ontology annotation, molecular function: RNA polymerase II cis-regulatory region sequence-specific DNA binding; DNA-binding transcription factor activity, RNA polymerase II-specific. The record is from RefSeq and is a predicted model, not a curated record. Gene Ontology annotation, cellular component: nucleus.
GCUUUAAUCUCUCUAAACCAUUUCACCCAUUCUCCGCGCUUAUAGCUGUCGAGACUUCAUUAUAACUCAUUUGAUUCACGGUUUCAUAAUGAUGAAAAGGAUAUUAUCUUGAUGUCGUGAAUUUUUUGAUACGAUUAGACGUAUAUUCGCCACUGGACAUUAAACUUUAGCGGACUUCGGACUGAUUCCAGAUAUUCUGGCUUUUGGUUUCAGCGCCGCUGCUGAAGACGAAAACAAGCCAGAAGCAUAAACAGGAACACGGACUGAAGAGGCAGGUGUUCAACUUUCCAAUUUUCUCCAACUUUAUCCUCACAAACAUCUUUAGCAUGAUGUCGUAUCUUAAGCAACCACCUUACACAGUCAACGGGUUAAGUUUAACUACCUCCGGUAUGGACCUUCUGCAUCCGUCCGUUGGAUACCCAGCGACUCCUCGAAAGCAGAGGCGGGAGAGGACAACAUUUACUCGAGCUCAACUAGAUGUGCUGGAGGCUUUAUUCGCUAAAACGCGGUACCCGGACAUUUUCAUGCGUGAGGAAGUGGCCUUGAAAAUCAACCUACCAGAGUCCCGUGUACAGGUUUGGUUCAAAAACCGAAGGGCAAAGUGUCGCCAGCAGCAGCAGCAGCAACAAAACGGAGGCCAGAACAAGGUGCGACCUGCCAAAAAGAAGAGCUCUCCAGCGCGAGAGGCCAGUUCUGAGAGCGGGGCGAGUGGCCAGUUCACCCCGCCCUCUAGCACUUCAGUACCGGCAAUUUCCACGACCACCGCGCCGGUGUCCAUUUGGAGCCCGGCCUCCAUUUCGCCGCUGUCAGACCCACUCUCUACCUCCUCCUCCUCCUGCAUGCAGCGAUCCUACCCAAUGACCUACACUCAAGCGUCCGGAUACAGUCAGGGUUAUGCUGGUUCCACAUCAUACUUUGGGGGAAUGGACUGCGGCUCUUACUUGACACCCAUGCACCAUCAGCUGACCGGGCCAGGAUCCACAUUAAGCCCAAUGAGCGGCAAUGCUGUUACAAGUCACCUGAACCAGUCUGCCGCAUCCCUCCCCACACAGGGUUACGGGGCCACGGGGCUCGGCUUCAACUCCACAGCGGAUUGCUUGGAUUAUAAGGACCAAGCGUCCUCGUGGAAACUGAACUUUAAUGCUGAUUGCUUGGAUUACAAAGAUCAGACUUCCUCCUGGAAAUUCCAGGUGUUGUGAAACUAACAAAACAUCCAAUCAACACACUAAAAGACAAUAUAUAAACGUUGUAUACCUGCUGCCAUCCUUCCAAAAACAGAAGUGUUCCGUGAAACCUGGACCCAGACAGCGCUUGACAUGAGAUAUCUGUUUAAGUUACGUGCACCUAUCCUGGCGUGCAAAGUAUUUAAGGGUCAUGAGUGCAUAUUAACAUGAUAGGCCAUUUGACCAUAACCUGUUAUUUAAGGUAGAGGAAAUAUUGUAAUAAGUUAGGUCAAAGCCACGGAACAAAUCCUUACACAAGAAUACAGGAGAAAAAAUACACGACAAAAGGAGCCAAUCUUUUGGUUAAGUGCUUGGAAUGGGCAGGCUUUCUCUAAGCCUCUUACAGCACGCCGACCUAUUUCAAUGUUGGCAAGACGAGAGACACUUCCAUCAGGAGAAUGAUAGAGAGGAUGUGUGAGUGUGUGGUACGAGUGUGUGUGCGUGCGUAUGUGUGUGUGUGUGUGUGUGUGUGUGUGUGUGUGUGUGCGUGCGUGCGUGCGUGCGUGCGUGCGUGCGUGUGCGUGCGUGCGUGUGUGUGUGCUGAACGCCCCCAAGGCGACCUGGAUGCACUACUUUAUUUAAGAAAAUGUGUUUAUAAGGAAUCAAUAUGUAGUUUUUAAAAGACAAUCAAUGUGUGUCUUAUAUAAAUGGUACAUUUGUGUUUUUUUUAUCUGUGCUAGCCUUCGAAACUGUGAUCUGUUGUAACUGUAUGCAAUUUGUGAGCUCCGUCGCAUCUGCGAAGACUCGGCUGUGAUUUUAAUAGAUUUUUAACUCUUUUCUUUAAAAAAAAAACACGAGUAAAGAAUAAUAGUCACAUGAUUACCAUUUAAUUAUUUUUCAAACCAUCUUGAGAAUACAGGGAUUCAAGAGUGUAAUGUGUAAGAAAAGAACUGGUUGUAACACUGAUAUACCCUUGUGAGUUUUAAACUUGGAUGGAGAGGUGAUGUGUUCCCACCAGAGAAUGAACAAUAAUAAACAACUUCAAAUCUGAAACCAUAUGUAAAGUUAAGUCUGGAAGAGCUACUAAAAUUUACUAUGAAUUGUAUGUGUGUGCUUUUAUUUUAAUAGAUUACCAUUAGGACGAAGAUGCGCAUUUUAUGCCAAAAUAAAAA